Molecule: messenger RNA, 2454 nt
Organism: Closterium sp. Naga37s-1
Lineage: Eukaryota; Viridiplantae; Streptophyta; Zygnematophyceae; Desmidiales; Closteriaceae
Source: the annotation of a GenBank genome assembly
AUGGCACCUGCUUCAGGUCAGAAACAAGCCGCGGAACAAACACCGAAACCUGCGCCCGAUGAAGCAGCAGCAGGAGAAACAGCAGCAAAUGGAGCAUUCGAAUAUCCCGACCCGACGGCGGAGGGGGACUGGCGAUUCGAUCCGCAGUUAGAAUGGCAGGCAGGCGUCCGCGCGUACCUGUCGCAGGCGUACGGUGCGGAGCGGUUCGAGCACAUCUGCGCGGCUCUAAGCCGUCCUCCCCUGUCAGUGUGUCUGCGCGUGAACCCCCUCCGCACAACCACCGGAGAUGCGCUCAUUGCGGUCGCGGGCGCGCUGGGUCUGGAUCCUGGGGGAGGGGGAAGGGGGGGAGGACGGGAAGAGGCGGCAGCGAAGAGCAGGGAAGGAGCGUGGGGAAGUGAGCGAGAGGAGAGGACGGGAGAAACGAUCGUUGCUGAUGCUGAUGGUGACUCUGACGCGGGGAACGUGGCGUCAGCUCGCCUGGUUUGCAGGGAGCAUCCUCUUGUACCGGGUGUGAUUAUAGUGGAGGGCACAGGGCCUCACAGAGUGUCGUAUGAGGCGGGAGAGCAGAGCAAGGGCAGCAGCGGUGGUGGCGGUGGUGGUGGGGAUGGGCGUGGGCGUGGGCGAGUUGACGAAGCAGAGAGAGGGACGGAGGGGGAGCGAGACGGAGGGGAGGGAGAGAAGGGGAAGGAGGGGAGGGAGGGGAAGGAGCAGAAGGAGGGGGAGAAGGGUGACGGCAGAGGGAGGGAGUCGGAGGGGAGGAUAGAGCGGAUGAAGCAGGUGGUGGUGAGCAGAAAGUGUGGCGAGGCUGUGCUGCGAGGGGCCAAUGUGUUUGUGCCCGGAGUGCUGGCGUGCAGCCCGGGUGUGGAAGCAGGUGACUCUGUGGCCGUGUGCGUGGCCAUUGAAGCACGCACGGAUGGGGCGGAGGGAGAGAAGGGAGAAGGGGGAAAUGCGGGGGAGAGGAUAGAAGUCGGAGAGGGGGAAGAGAGGGGAGAGGGUUUAGGGGAGGGAGGGGAGGGAGGGGAGGGAGGGGAGUGGUCGGUGGGGCUGACUCGAGGAGCAACGCUGGGCUCGGCUCACACACGUGCAGGUGAUGGGGGAGGGAGGGCCAUGGCUACUCCCCCUCCCUGCUCCUCCCUGCCCCUCCCUCCCUGUUCCUCCCUCCCUCUCCCUGCCGCCCCUCCCUCUCCGCGCACAGGUUUUGAGAGGCGGGACCGGUCGAGGUGGUUCAUAGGCAAGGGCGUGGCGCAGCUGUCGCGGGCCGCCAUGUUCCGCGCCUCCCAUGGCGUGGCUGUCGCCCUCUCCCACCGCGCCUUCCUGCUGCCGCCCUGCCACGACAUCCUCCCAGGCGGCCAUGUGUUUCUACAGAACCUCCCCAGCAUCAUCACUGCACGAGUGUUGGCCCCCCAGGCAGGCGAGCGCGUGUUGGACAUGUGUGCAGCACCGGGCGGCAAAACCACAGCAUUGGCCAUGCUUAUGCACGACACUGGCACCGUCGUGGCGUUGGAUCGCUCGCACAACAAGGUGCGGGGCAUACGGGCAGUGGCAGAGGAGAUGGGGCUCACAUGCAUCCAUGCCAUCAAGAUGGACGCUACCAGGGCUGUUGCCGCUGCUGCCCCCUCACCCUCCAAAGGUGCUGCUGCUGUUGACACUGCGCCUGCUGCUGCUGAUGGUGGGGAUGCUUCUGGUGGUGCCACUGAUGCCGGCACGGGGGACGGCGUGGGGAAUCGGAGCGAGGGGAGAGCAUCGGCAGAUGGAGCAGCAGCAGCAACAGCAGAGGGAGGAGCAGCAGCAGUAGGAGCAGGAGGAGCAGGGAGCAAUGCCACCAGCAAGAGCAGAGCGGAGCAGCGAGAGGAGAAGCGGCGGCAGAGAGCAGGAGGCGGACAGGGGUGCAUGAGGGGGGCGCGUGGGGGAGGGGGAGGAGGGAAGGAGGAACCGGGGGGGCAGGGGGAGGGGGAGGAGGAGGCGAGGGCGAGGGCUGAGGGGGGCUUUGAGGCGCACAGCUUUGACCGCGUGCUGCUGGAUGGGCCCUGCUCUGCCCUCGGCCUCCGACCCCGCCUCUUUGCUGCCAAUGUGUCACUGGGAGAGCUGCGCAAGAAUGCAGUGUACCAGCGCAGGCUCAUUGAUGCCGCCGUGCGCCUUGUCAAACCAGGCGGCACACUCGUCUACUCCACGUGCAGCAUCAACCCAGGGGAGAACGAGGCCAAUGUGCGCUAUGCCCUCGACACCUACCCCCACCUCUCCCUCAUCGCCCCUCCGCCCGAGCUGCACAUGGGGCAACCGGGUCUUGUUGGGGGGCUCAACGUUUCCGAUGGCACGGCAUGCAAAGAGUGGUUGAGGGAGGGCGAGCAGCACAAGGUGAUGAGCUUCCACCCCUCGCACGCCCUCGACACCAUCGGGUUCUUCCUUGCCAAGUUCGCCACCUCACCAACCGCUUGCUCCUGCUGCCCACACUAA